GAAACAACAUUGCGACGAUUUCAUUGAGUGGAUACCUUAUUCGAAUAUUAAUAUAGAUAAGAAUCCAAUUGCAAAAGGGCAUAAUUCAAAAGUAUUUAUUGGUAAAUGGGAGGAAUCAAUAAAUAUUGUCCUUAAAGUUUUGAAAGAAUCUAAAAAUUUUAAAUCAGAAUUUCUUAACGAAUUCAAUAUACAUUAUAAAUGUCUUGGAAAAUGUGCUAUACCUUUCUAUGGUUUAACGGAGCAUAUGCAAGGGUAUGCGAUGGUAUUGAAACGCGCGAUUCACGGUGAUCUUAGGAUGUAUAUUAAUAAAAAUAAACUCACAUGGCCAAAUAAAAUAGAGAUUCUUUCUAGCAUUGCAAAAUCUUUACAUAGACUUCACGAAUUAAAUAUAAUUCAUCGGGAUUUUCAUUGUGGAAAUAUCCUCAUUGACGAUGAUGCUAAAGUAUUUAUUAGUGACUUUGGGAUUUCAAGGUCUGAUGGAAGCAUUAUUGGUGUUUUACCUUAUAUUGCACCAGAAAUUUUAAGUGGCAAACAAUAUACAAAAAAAUCAGACAUUUAUAGUUUUGGCAUAAUUAUGUGGGAUCUAACAUCUACUCAUAGGCCAUUUUGGGACCGACCUUAUGAUACAUCUUUAGCUUUGGAGAUCAUUUGCAAGGAUCUUCGUCCAGAAGUUGUAGAGGGGACUCCAGAAGUUUAUAAAAAUACAAUGAAAAAAUGUUGGGAUUCAGAUCCAUUAGAAAGGCCAGAUUCGUCGGAUUUAAUAGAAUUGAUAGAUGACAUGAUUAAGCUUCCUUGUAUUAUUACUUCGAGACCUAGAGCACCAGAACAAGUUAAUAAUCCUAUAGAAGAUUGUUCUUUCUACUUACCAAAAACUACUCAAUUUGAUCCUAAUGUUUGGAGUACUGCUAUUUUGAUUUGGUUUAAUCGAUAUGUAUUAGUUGAUUACAGAAGUGAGUGGGCAGGCAGAUACCAAAAAGCAUCUGAUUGGCUUUGUCAACAAGUGAAAGAUAAGAAAGUACGAGACGAACUUCUUGAAGCUGCUAGAAUCUUUGUUGUUAAAAGAUUCGAAGUUGAAAAGGAUGCUAUAGAGAAAGACGAGUCAUUCAAGGAUUCUCUUGAAGCUAAGGAUAGAUAUCAUGAUCGAGGAGUUGCAGACGAAGAACCGCAUGAUUUCAUGAUCCCUAGUGAUGAAGUUGUUGGAAUAAUAAGGAUCUGUGUUAAAAGUGCUAAAGAUCUCAAAAAAUCAGAUUUUUGGUUUACCUUUUCUAAUCCCGAUCCGUACGUCCGCAUUAUGAAUGCUGCUGGAGCUGAAAUAGUUCGUACUCGUGUUAACCAUGGAACUGUUAAUCCAAAAUGGGAUGAAAUUCAUUUUGUUUCUGUUCAUGGUUCGGGCGAAAAAAUUUCGGUUGAAAUCUUUGACGAAAAUCUUUUUAUAGCAGACAGACCUCUCGGUACUUAUGUCUUGGAUACCAAUACGUUAAUGAAAAAUGAAGACCAUUCUAAAGCAAUUAAUGAGUGGUUCCCACUUGAAAUUGGCAAUAAGCCAGCUAAAGGACAAUUAAACUUGGAAGUUCGAUUUAUCCCCACCGCCUUUACUGAGGGUGUGGACUUUAAAUUUACCCGAGAAUCCAUUAAACUUAAUCAUAUCUAUAUGCUUAUAAGCUGGCGCAAAGCGAAUGGAUCCUUUGAAUUUACUGAGAAAUUAGCGCGUUUCUUUAAUUAUAACUCAGUCGAUGAAUUGAAAGAAGAUUUUCUCAAACACAUAUCUUCAGACCAAGAACUUUUAAAAUGUGACUUGUCUAUAUUAUCUACAGCUCUUACGAUUAUGUACCUCAAAGUUUUGUGUUGGAAACACUAUAGUGAAUGGAAGCAAAUUAUCUCAAACAGUGAGGUGUGGGUCAGUAAAGAAAUUAACGACAUUAAUAUUGAGGAUCGAUUAUAUGAUUUAUGCAGAACAUUCAUGAUUGAACGCUUUAAAGUUAAAGAUUUUGAAAAAGAACAAAUGGAAAUUAUAACUCCUGUCAAACACACCAUCAUUACGCGAAAGGUUGUCACUGUCCGUCAUAUUCGUACACUUACUAAUCAUCAAGACGAUGAUGGUUGUGUUGUUCUAAAUGAAAAGGUUGCUGAGUACUAUGGCUUCAAAAAUACUAAUCUCGAGAAUGAAAUAAUGGAAUGUGCCAAAAAAUUCGUUGUAGAUAGAUAUGAUGUUGAUAAAGAAGCUAUUGCAGCUGAUAAUAGUUUCAUUGCAGCUGUUAAAACCAAAGAUGAGGCAAUUAAACAAGAAAAGAUCUCAGAAAAAAGACGAUUGACAGGUAUGUUUGAUGAUUUAAACAAACAGAUCUCUUUAUCAGGCACUAAGGUUACUCGAAAAACUACUACUGAUGAGCUUGUUAAAAAAUUCAUUACUUAUCGUACAAAGGAUGGUGGCUUUAAAAUUACUGAUGAGCUUGCACAACACCUUGGAUUCCUUAAUAAAGAAUCCUUGGAAAUAGCAUUACGUAGUCACUUUAUUUCUGAUGACUUGGCGAAACUUCCUAGUGAAAUUUUGGCCACUGCUUGCGAUGAUUUACAUAAAUGGUUAAGUUUACAAAUUAAAAAUCCUCAAAUCGAACGUGAACUUUUGGGAUCUGCUAAAGAUUUUGUAAUCACAAGAUAUAACAUCGAUGAUGAGGUUAUCGGACUUGAUACUCCAUACCAAGACAUCGAAAGUGCCAAAUCUAUUAUUAUAGAUAAUAAAGAUAAAGCAUUUGAAAGAAAAAUUGCUGAUGCAGUCGUUAAAAAC
Messenger RNA from Racocetra fulgida, 2785 nucleotides. The record is from the annotation of a GenBank genome assembly. NCBI's taxonomy places the organism in Eukaryota, Fungi, Glomeromycota, Glomeromycetes, Diversisporales, Gigasporaceae.